Messenger RNA from Aspergillus mulundensis, 1635 nucleotides. RefSeq names its product putative acetamidase. Bases 1 to 1635 code for a protein of 544 amino acids. The transcript has 7 exons. Lineage: Eukaryota; Fungi; Ascomycota; Eurotiomycetes; Eurotiales; Aspergillaceae. The record is from RefSeq and is a predicted model, not a curated record.
AUGACAGAACCUCACUGGAAACCCAUCGUGCACCGAAAGCGCCUUACCCAGCUGCAGUCCAUCCCCCAGCCCUGGCGCCUGCCCGCAUCAACCCUCACCUCCACCAAAACUCCCCUAGAAACAAUCCAGACUUGUGGCAUUCUGAACUCCGAAGAGCUUCAAUGGACAGAGAUCGCCGGCAUCACCGAGCUAGUUCGCCUGCUCACCUCGCGCUCCGUGACCUCCGUGCAACUGACAACCGCAUUCUGUAAGCGCGCCGCCAUCGCGCAGCAGUUGACGGGCUGCCUAACGGAAAUAUUCUUUGACCGGGCGCUGCAGAGGGCAAAGCGUCUAGAUGAGGAGUUCGAGAGGACUGGGAAGGUCGCGGGGCCUCUGCAUGGCAUACCAGUUUCUGUUAAGGAUCGGUUUGAUGUGGAGGGGUUUGAUACUACUGUUGGCUGGGUAGGACUGGCCAACAAACCAGCAGCAAAGUCGGACUCCGUUGUGCAAUUGCUGGAAUCCAUGGGAGCUGUUCUGUACGUUAAGACAAAUGUUCCUCAGUCUUUGAUGAUGUCCGACUCGUACAACCACGUCUUUGGACAGUCCGUCAACGCCUUCAACACCGCGCUCAUCUCGGGCGGUAGUUCCGGAGGCGAAGGCGCGCUCGUUGGUGCUGGGGGAAGCAUCUUGGGGAUCGGGACGGACAUAGGAGGCUCGAUCCGCGUGCCAUCCAACCUCCAGGGCCUGUACUCGAUCUGCCCUACAACGGGGCGGGUCCCGUGGAAUUGCUCUUUCAUGCAUCAGCACUACCUUGUUCCACCGGUGGCAGGUCCCAUGGCCAGAAGUCUUCCAACGAUCGAGUACUUCAUGCAGAGCCUCCUAGACUCGAAUCCAUGGAAUCUUGAUCCAGGAUGUAUCCCCAUCCCCUGGCGGAGAGAGAUGGCGGCUUUGCCAACCAAGAAGCUGAAGCUAGGUAUUGUCUAUGACGACGGCGUCGUACGGCCCCAGCCUCCUGUUAUGCGGGCUAUGCGGGAGGUUGCAAAGAGAUUGACCGAUGCCGGUCACGAAGUGGUCGAAUGGGACACAUCCCUCCACACAGCCGGCACAAACCUCUGGACAAAAUCCGUCCUCUCCGACGGCGGCCAUCACUGCCGGCAGCUUUGCGCUAUCGUCGACGAACCCUUAAUCCAGGGUAUGGUUGUCGGAACAGCAGCAGACGAGCUGUCGAGCGUCGAGAAGGAAAAGCUCGAAGAAGAAAAAUACACCUUCCAAGAAGCGUACCUCGCGCAAUGGCUCUCCAGCGGCAUCGACGCGCUCGUCCUCCCCGUAACGCCCUGGGUCGGGUAUAAGCCGAAGCAAUGGGUGCAAAGCAGCCAGUGGCUGGGCUAUACGGCGCUGUACAAUCUGCUAAACUACGCGGCUGUUACUGUGCCCGUGGCGAAGGCGGAUGAGCAGCUUGACCAUCCUGUUUCCGGGAUCGACGAGGAGUGGAAGACUUAUGCUCCCAGGAACGAGGCGGAUCGGUUUAAUUAUGGCCAGUACGUUAUCGAUUUGGUCAAAGAGAUGCCCGUGACUGUGCAGAUUGUUGGGGGGCGGUUUGGAGAGGAGAAGGCGGUUUCGGUUGCGAAGGUUGUGGAUGGGCUUUUUGGCCGCUGA